Solea solea (common sole) is the source of this 8107-nucleotide messenger RNA. RefSeq names its product dual adapter for phosphotyrosine and 3-phosphotyrosine and 3-phosphoinositide-like. NCBI's taxonomy places the organism in Eukaryota, Metazoa, Chordata, Actinopteri, Pleuronectiformes, Soleidae. Bases 242 to 4885 code for a protein of 1547 amino acids. Gene Ontology annotation, cellular component: plasma membrane. Gene Ontology annotation, biological process: phospholipid translocation. The record is from RefSeq and is a predicted model, not a curated record. Gene Ontology annotation, molecular function: ATP hydrolysis activity; ATPase-coupled intramembrane lipid carrier activity; magnesium ion binding. The transcript has 30 exons.
AAUACUGUAUCGCGAAGCAGAACGCAUCACCGCUCUGCUGUUUCACAUCCUGGUUUGUGCUACAGGCUGCUUGUUUGUGAUCCUGUGAUCUGCGCCGACGGCGACUGUGACCGACGCGAUACACUGUUAGUGCUGUUGGUACUCUUCUACAAGCACAACUCGUGAAGUUUGCAGGGACAUUUUGAAAAUCCAUUGUGGAGAAACGAGGAGACCCAGUCACUCUCACAGCUCACCUACAUAGAUGGAGCGGCUCCACUGGGUAUGGCAUCGCUGUCAGACACUGAUGGGACGUGAAUCAGGGCAAGGCUGGUACUCUUCGACAGAUGGCCUACCCAACAAGAACUCACUUGAUACCCAGUGCUCUCCACAUAGAGUCAGUGGGAAGCGGAGAACAGUAUUUGCUCACCAAGGGCCCCACCAACAUGAGUAUGAAGCAGUGUCCAAAAACUACAAGGGCAAUGCCAUCCGCACUACCAAAUACAGACUUUUGACUUUCAUCCCCAUGAACCUUUUCCAGCAGUUCCGCAGAGCUGCCAACCUGUACUUCCUGUUCCUGGCACUGUUGAACUGGGUGCCAGUUGUAGAAGCCUUUCAGAAGGAAAUCACCAUGAUUCCUUUGCUGGUGGUUCUGACUGUGAUUGCCAUCAAAGACGCGCUUGAAGACUACAGGCGCUAUUUGUAUGACAAAAAGGUCAACAACAAUGAUGUGCGAGUGUUCUGUGGCAAGCAAAAAGAGUAUGUUGAGCAAUGUUGGAAGGAUGUGCGAGUGGGAGACUUCAUCUGUCUGUCGUGUAAUGAAAUCAUUCCUGCUGACAUGCUGCUGCUCUAUUCCUCUGACCCCCGUGGGGUUUGUUACAUUGAGACUGCAAACCUGGACGGAGAGACCAACCUGAAACAAAGACAGGUCAUUCCAGGGCUUCCUCUGCAGGGAGGAGAGUUCACCCCUGAAAACUUCCACAGUCAUAUUGAGUGUGAGAAUCCAAACAAUGACUUCAGCAGGUUCAGAGGCUACAUGGAGCAUUCCAGUGGAGUUCGUGUUGGCCUGCACAACAACAACCUCUUGUUAAGGAGCUGCACUAUCCGCAACACUGAGACUGUGAUAGGCAUCGUAAUCUAUGCCGGCCACGAGACUAAAGCCAUGAUGAAUAACAGUGGGCCGAGGUACAAGUGCAGCCAUCUGGAGAAGCGUCUGAACACAGAUGUUCUGUGGUGUGUGGCCCUGCUCAUCAUUAUGUGUCUGACUGCUGCUGUAGGUCACGCGCUUUGGCUGAAGAACAUAAAAGACCCGGUGUUUGUGAUUGAUGUGGAGACACCUCCUGCCUUGGCUGGAUUCUAUGUCUUUUGGACCAUGAUCAUUGUGUUGCAGGUGCUCAUUCCCAUAUCUCUGUACGUCUCCAUUGAAAUCGUGAAACUGGGCCAGAUAUAUUUCAUCCACAAUGACAUAGACUUGUACAAUGAGCUGCUGGACUCCAGGAUUCAGUGUCGAGCCCUCAACAUCACGGAGGACCUGGGUCAGAUCCAGUAUCUGUUCUCUGAUAAGACAGGAACUCUGACAGAAAACAAUAUGGUGUUCCGCCGCUGCAGUAUCUUUGGGGUUGAAUAUCCUCAUGAGGAAAAUGCACGGAGGCUGGAGGUGUGUGCGGUGGACAACAAGGCUGUAGGUCACGCAAUGACUCUGAGGUCAGGCUGCAGUAGAAAAUCUCUGAGCUGUCGCUCCCUUAGCUGCAACCGCAGCUCUGUGUCUCUGCACACCCUUACUGCUGAGUCGGAAGGAGAGGAGGACCCACUGUCCAAUCACAUUCAGGCCACAACCAGAACCAGUGCCUUCUACAGCCACAUGGAGAAGGAGGUUGUGCCAGACCCUGAGCUUGUGAAGAAGCUGAACUGGUUUUGCUCUCCCAUGCUACCUCUGAAAGAGGGCUCCUCUGGAACCUCAUCCAGCCUUGAGCUCACCUACAUCACUGACUUCUUCCUGGCACUGACCAUCUGUAACAGUGUGGUGGUCUCCUCGUCCAGUCAGCCACGGCAUGUGGUACCUGAAGCAAGAAUGCCUCUAAAGUCACUGGAGGAAAUCAAGCUGAUGUUCCAGCGCUUCAGCUUCUCUCCGUUCACAUCCUUGUCCACCCUGUCUCCACACCAGGUCAAAGGCAGUCCUCGCAGCUUCACCAGCAGGCUAUUCACUCGGGGGAAGACUGAAUUCCUCACCUCCUCCACACCACCUAACAGUUCUACAAGUGAAACAGAUCCAGGGAAAGAGAGCAACUUGGAAACCUCUAUUCUGAGGGAUAAAGUGGACUUACCUUCACAAGAGAAGGGAGGAAAUUCUGGACCUGUGGAGGAUGAUAUCAAGGAUGCAAAGACCACAGACAUUUGUUGUGGGGCUGGACAGGAUUUGGAAACAGACUAUGAUAGUGAUGCUGAUGAUGACCUGCUGUAUGAAGCAGAGAGUCCAGACGAGGCAGCUCUGGUGCAUGCAGCGCGGGCAUACCACUGCACUCUGAGGGGACGCUCUGCAGAAAGCCUGCUGGUGGAUCUGCCUGGAAUUGGCUCUCUGUCUGUGCAGCUGCUUCAUAUCCUGCCCUUUGAUUCCAACAGGAGGAGGAUGUCAGUGGUGGUCCGACACCCACUCACAGGACAGGUGGUAGUUUACACCAAGGGAGCCGACUCUGUCAUCAUGGAUUUGGCUGAGACACCUAAGGGUGAUGAGCAAGCACAAGAGAUCGACUGUCAAAUCAAAGAACAAACCCAAAAACAUCUAGACAGCUAUGCCAGAGAAGGCCUCCGCACACUCUGCAUUGCUAAGAAGGUUUUGGAGGAGGAGGAGUACGAAGUGUGGCUGAGGAGACAUGUGCUGGCAGAAAGCAGUAUUGACCACAGAGAGGAGCUGCUGCUCGAGUCAGCUGAGAGACUGGAGACAAACCUCACCUUGCUCGGUACCACAGGCAUUGUGGACAGAUUGCAAGAGGAAGUCCCAGAGACCAUUGAAGCUCUUCAGAGGGCUGGGAUCAAAGUCUGGAUCCUCACUGGAGACAAACAAGAGACAGCCAUUAACAUUGCUUAUGCCUGCAAACUCAUAGGACCCUAUGACCAACUGCUGAGAGCCAACUGCGGAAGCAAGGAAGCUUGUUCAGCUUUUCUUGACGAGCUCAAACUAGAAGUGCAGCAUGGUCAAGAGAGUUUGACUGACGGGGUUGAAGCAGAAGAUCAUGGGGAAUCCUCCUCACGCAGCUUUAUUCUGGUUAUUGAUGGCAAGACACUGGACUGGGCUCUUCAGGAAGAACUACAAAGUGACUUUGUGGAGCUGAGCCGCAAAUGCAAGGCAGUCAUCUGUUGCAGGUCCACUCCACUGCAGAAGAGCCAGGUGGUUCGGCUGAUUCGGGACCAGCUUCGCGUCAUGACCCUGGCCGUGGGUGAUGGAGCCAAUGAUGUAAGCAUGAUUCAAAUGGCUGAUGUGGGCAUUGGGAUAUCUGGUCAGGAGGGACUGCAGGCUGUGAUGUCCAGUGACUUUGCUGUCUCCAGAUUUAAACACCUCAGCAAGCUGCUGCUAGUUCACGGUCACUGGUGUUACUUUCGUCUUGCGAACAUGAUCCUCUACUUCAUCUACAAAAAUGUGAUGUAUGUGAAUCUGCUGUUCUGGUAUCAGUUCUUCUGUGGCUUCUCUGGGAGUGUGAUGACCAAUGCCUGGGUGCUGAUCUUCUUCAACCUGCUCUUCACCUCCAUUCCUCCUCUCAUCUAUGGCAUUCUAGACAGAGACUUGCCUGCAGACACUUUGAUGGCAGUUCCUGAGCUCUACCAGGAUUCACACACCUCCAAGCUCCAUCUUCCCUACAUGUUCUGGAUCACAGUCCUGGAUGCGUUUUACCAAAGCCUUAUCUGCUUUUUUAUACCUUACUUUGCACUGACAGGAUCAGAUGUUGGAGUGCUGUCAUUUGGAUCUCCUAUCAAUGCCUCAGCUCUGCUCAUUGUCCUGCUGCACCAAGUCCUGGAGAGUCACACUCUGACGUGGAUUCAUGUCUUGGUGCUGUUGCUCAGCGGUGGCUCCUACUUUGGCUUUGUGCUGCCCUUCAGUGUCUACUGUGUGACCUGCAGCCCCCCCACCAACCCUGUUGGAGUAGAAACUCUCCAAAUGUCUCAGCCUCUCUUCUUCAUCAUAUGUGCGAUCACAACUGUGACAGCACUGUUACCCAGGUGGUACCACUAUGACCUGUCCCGUCAUGCUGCAGAAGCCCUCCUCUUGUCCAAUGGCACUGAUGGAAGUUAUCUCCUGAGAAACAGUAAUGAGGGACCAGGCUGCUUUGCCUUGUCUGUCAGGGCCAAGGAUUCGGUCAAGCAUUUUCAUGUGACACGCAAAGAUGGUGGCUAUGCAUUUGGCUUCAAUGAGUUUGCAACCCUUCAAGACUUUGUCCAUCACUUUGCAAACCAACCUCUGCUGGGCAGCGACACAGGAACUCUAAUCGUACUGAAGAGACCGUACCCAUGGCGUGUGGAGGAACCGUCCAUCUACGAGUCUGUGCGAGUUCACACAGCCAUACAGACGGGCCGCACAGAAGAUGACCUUGUGGCCAAUGCACCAUCGCUGGGCACAAAAGAAGGAUAUCUGGUGAAACAAGGAGCGAUUGUGAAGAACUGGAAACAGAGGUGGUUCACACUAAACAGAUAUGAGCUCAGAUAUUUCAAAGACAAAAUGUGUGAGGAGCCCAUUAAAACCCUGGAUCUGACAGCCUGCUCUGCAGUCCAGUUUGACUAUUCUCAGGACAGAGUCAACUGCUUCUGCCUGGUGUUUCCUGAGAGAACAUUUUAUCUUUGUGCAAAGACGGGUGUGGAGGCAGACGAGUGGAUCAAGAUUCUGAGGUGGAAGCUGUCCCAGAUGAGAAAAGGUCGAUGAUUGCCAUCAGUGAAAACACACACUAUGGACAAAAGCCCCGUCUUCCAAGAGGGUGUGACAUCAGCUGGAUGAACAAUGAAGAAAUAUGGUCAUGUCUGGAAAAUGAACUUGAUCAUGAAAAACACUGGUACACAUUUCCCUGAGUAGACUCAACAUAGUCUGUUAAUUUGGGUGGGACUCCAUUUUGCUUCAAGACAUUCAAUUUUCAUGUCUGUUCCUAUAAUGCUGUAAGUUUGACGGACACAUUGAUCUAAAGAAAAUGAGGGCUUAAUGUUAGCAACUGAAACCCUUAAAUCCUGCACCCUUCACUGACUUUGAUAAAGUGUGCGCCUGAGUGCAAGAGGCAUGAAUAGGAAUUAGAUAGGACAUAUUCCUACCAUACCAAAUAAUUAAGAUUAAAAUUAUAGAGAUCAGGACAUCACGUCACUCAGUAUUUAUUAACUGCCAUCAGCCUAAGGUGUGGCAAAAUGAACAGGAUCGGAGCUGGAUUCAACCUGUCAGAGUUCAGUGUUCACUUUAAAUUAACUGAGAUCGACCGAUAUAUCGCAAGACAGACAGAAAGUAUUUGAUCAUUAUAAUGCCCCAGAUGUGCUUUUUACAAGUUUGGUACCAUAACAUCAGGACAUUAUAUCAGACCUGCAGUAUCCUGACAUCUUCAACAUCCUGAUAAACUUCCCUUUAUCUUACUCCAAAGAGUCCCUGAAGGCUUGUAAGAGCUUGGAGGGAAACAAAUGGAUUCAAUCUGGGUUUGAAACAAACAUUCAACAAGACCAAUCACAGGGCAAUUCAGAGAGAGCAGGGCCUCCUAUUGGCUGUUUCACUGCACCUACUACUACUAUACAGGUCUCUCUAAUUAAAUAAUAUCUAGUCCAGCACAACAGUUGUUUGCACCCUGCAAAAAGGGAAGGAUUCUAAGAGUCACAAAAUAAACACUUGUUUAACUGGUAUUUAAAUAACUUUAAUUAAACUUGAUAAUUUUUUUUUUCUGUGAUUGUGCCUACAACAGCUUUAAUUUGGUGAAAGUGGAACUUCUUGUUUUCAGUUGUUUUUUUACUUAAAGAGUGGACGAGGGAUUAUUUAAAAAUAAUGGCCAUAUUGCCAUCUAAAGAAAGUAAUAGCAUAGUCUUACAUUCCUGUAAUUAUUCUCCUACCACAUGGCUCUUCUUGGGGUUUCUUUAAUUUUUCUUUCCAGUUAAUGGGUUUUUUUGGGGAGUUUUCCUGACCUGAAUCCAGGGAUGUAGGCAACAAUGCAAAAGGACAAAUACAUUGAUUGCAUUGGUGAGCUUUUUGUUCAGUGGCUGAAAUCUGAUUUUCUUGUUGGUUCUCAGCACACUCAGAUGGGGCACAUUUUCUAUAAAAAUGGAAAUAACUAAAAAAGGCAAAACUACUUACAUGAUCAAUUUAAUAUUUACUCAGACUUAAACAUACACACUCUCUUACAUGUGAACAUACUGAUGAACAGCACCUCUAUUCUACAGGAAACAUAAAGCCAUUACUUUGAACUGCAAAGCCAUGAAUUUAACUUUAGAUGGAAAUAUUCAGUGAGCAAUGUGAUCCAGACAGAUGAUCUUGAACAUGAUUGUUCAUUCUUUCUGUGCUUAUGUCACCUCCACCACCUGCCUCAGCUCCUCAAUUAGUGGAGCCAGCUCCUUCUCCAGACUCAUGAUGAUACCUGUGGAAACACAGAGGAAGUUGAUGUCACUUCAACCAGGCAACUAGACACUUGACAAAACACCUGCAUAGGAACAAGUGGGGAAACAGCUCUGUGUGCUAAACAGAGGGUGAAGCAACUAUAAAUAUAUAAUGACAACACCAACACUCCAGCUCUACACACAAACCAUCAGAGGGACUGCAAAGGAUGGCUCAGGACUAGGGAUGUUAUGAUUAACCAUGAUUAUAAAUGUCACUGUAGGAUAACCGCAAGACUUUGAUAAAUGACAGCGUCUGGUGACGUUGGGAUAGCGUGUGCUCAGCGUACCACACACAUACAGCUUACCUGGCAAGUGAAAGAACUGGAAAAUGGCCGAGGGACGAAGUAAUCCGUGAUACCCAGUUAGUUCACAGUGAGGGACCAUUUUAGCUAUUUAAAUUUUUUUAACUAGGACUAGAAUCUAACUAGGACCGGAGUGUCCUAGUUAAUGAUGUGCAUCUGAUCUGCAGAGCCAUAUAUAGCUAUAGGCUAUCCAGCUAGCUUUGUGGCUAUGUGGCUAUAUUAAAAUUAAUAGUUUCAUAUUAAGUAUUUGAUUUGAUUUGAUUUGAGCAAGAUCUUGCAAAACUUUCAUUCUUCAUUCAUGUACUUCUUGGUCAGUUUGACCCAUAGAGACUGUAAACAAACAUAACAACGGAGCAUUCACCCGUGGGAGAGGAUCUGUGCUUGCCAGUAAACACGGUUUCCUUAUAAGUGAGAGACAUCUGAAGCUUUAUGCAAGAGGACACUCUCGUCGGAAAAUGUACUGUGACUUGGCGGUCCUGAUUGAGUUCAUACGCAACCAAAUACAGUACUCUGGACAGCUUCACAGUUAUCGGUGUUUGCCAAAUGCAGAGAACAUAGGCUACGAGUGAGAAAAGAGGAUGUACACUUGGUGUUGAAGGAGCUGGAUCCCAGAUAUGGAAUCAGAAUUGGGUCAAUAAUCCAGCGCACAAAUCAAUGACUCACAAGCGUGAGUCCCUUUAAACUGUCCCUUUAAUUACAUUAUUUUCUGUGUUUACGGUUUAACCUGUUUUCGAAAAAAAGAAACAAACAAAAAAAAGUUUAAAAACUAACACUGUUUGACUGGACUGAUGUGAAGGUGAACAGUGACUUACGUAAGAGAUUUUCUUACCCGUGUUGGCGUUGCUACUAGCAAUGAAACUGAUGACCAGUGGUAAUCGAUUGAACUGCACAAUCUGUUGAAUAGAUACACAACAAACGUGAGGUUGCAAAGUAAGCAGACUAAAGUAUACUGAUCACUGCAAAUUUUCUUUGAAAAAAAACAAGAAUCAGCACACAACAUUAACAAUUACAAGGUAUCCACCAGUCAUACCAUACAAGAGUUCUAGGCUAUUCCCUGGACAUCAGAACUGCCAAAGUUUUCAUGACACUGCAGCGGCAUACUUUUUACAGCAGGAAACAAGCGUGGCUAUCAGGCUUUUCUCUCUCUCUCUCUCUCUUUUUUUUUUUUGUUUAAAUGGUGGAUGAGACCAACCAGAAAAGUUCAUUCAUUCAUUCAUUCAUUCAUUCAC